AUGGUGCAAGUCCGUUGGUUGGUGCUGGCAGCAGCCCUCACCUCGGCGGCACAAUGCGAGUUUUUGUCUGCGAUUCAUGCGUGUCCUGAUGCUUGCGACAUGACCUCCGAUUCAUCCGACUGGACAUUGUAUAAUCGAGUCGACCGACUCAAUGCAUGCAACAAGACAAUGCUUCUCGACUUCGCAUUGCACAACCCGCUUGACAAUCCCAAAGCACAACCCAUGCUGUUUGCAUGUACACUCGACAGUACCACAAAUUCCACUCAGCAAACAUCUUUAUCUUGUGACUCCAACAGUAAAUUUGUCGCCUCCCCUGACCUAGUGUGGUCUGGAGAUGUUGCCUCGGAAAGUUCGGAGAUGGCCGUUUCGCUUGUGGAGACAAUACACGAGCAACUGCGGAAAACCUCUGACUGUGACACCACUCUCAGAUUUGCCUAUUCGCAAAAAAUCGUCGUUGGUGUAUAUGCUGGUGAGCAGAUCCAACCUCAGAGCGUCACCGAUGAGUUCCUUCCCAAGUUCAUCUCCUAUCUGAAGAGCGCCCAGGUUCCUCGACGCCUCGCCCUUCAACAUUGUGCUACAGACGCAGAACAUACUGUUGGUAUUGUCAUUGACACCACUGGCGACCUAGCUGGCGUUCAAGAUGUAGUCAGGGGCUGGAGACUGGCAGACAGUUCUUCUGACUGGGAGCACGAGAAGAAAGAUUGGAGCCAAAUGACUCUCCAAACUUCCCAGAAACUGCACAAACCUCAAAUGAAGACUUCAGCCAUCUCUGCGCAAGCCUCUUGUGACUAUAUCACCGUUUUUGCUGGAAAUCUUUGCCCUGUACUGGCAAAAAGCUGUGGCAUCAGCGAAGCUGAUCUGGCCAAGUUCAAUCCUAAAAAGGACCUCUGUACAACUUUGACUGCAGGACAAAUUAUUUGCUGCUCCAAGGGUGAUGUUCCCGACCUCAAGCCCAAACCAAAGGCAGAUGGUACCUGUUUCACCUACAAAACCAUUCGCGAGGAUACCUGCUUUAAGAUCGCUGCCGCCAACCGAAUCUCUGUCAAAGAUAUCGAAUCUUUUAACAAGGAGACAUGGGGCUGGUCGGGCUGCGAUGCUCUUGGAUACAGCCAGAUUAUGUGUCUCAGCAAAGGCGACCCCCCAAUGCCCGCAGAGCUUUCCAAUGCUGUAUGCGGUCCUCAAGUGUCUGGAACCAAAAAACCCACCGACCGCACUAAGCUAGCAGAGUUAAACCCCUGUAAGCUAAAUGCCUGCUGCAAUAUUUGGGGACAGUGUGGUAUCACAGAUGAUUUCUGCACUGAAUCUAAUUCAACCACUGGCGCGCCUGGAACUGCCGCUGAAGAUGAAAACGGCUGUAUUUCCAAUUGUGGGAAUCACAUAAAGCCCGGUACCACCGAACCCCCUGAUUUCAAAAUGAUCGUUUAUUUUGAGGCAUGGAACUCCAACCGACCUUGCAUGAACAUGGAUGUUACGGACAUUCCGUCGAAAGGAACCUACAGCCAUGUCCAUUUUGCCUUUGCCAACAUCACAAAGGAUCUGGAAGUUGAUAUCGAAGAUGUCAAACCCUCAUUCAAUGCCUUUGUGGGGAUGAAGGAUUUCAAUCGCAUUCUCUCUUUUGGUGGAUGGGCUUUUUCCACCGCACCCGAAACAUUUCCCAUUUUCCGUCAGGGUGUCACGGAUGCUCAGCGGCAGAAGUUUGCCGACAACGUCGUCGCUUUCCUGAAGCUGCACAACCUUGAUGGCCUAGACUUUGACUGGGAAUAUCCUGGAGCUCCAGAUCUCCCUGACAUUCCAGCGGGCAGCCCAGAGGACGGAGCAAACUACCUCAAGUUCUUGAAAAUGGUCAAGAAGCAGCUGCCAAAGGGCAAGUCGCUAUCUGUCGCAAUGCCAGCUUCAUAUUGGUACCUCCGAGGAUUCGAUCCCAUUCCCGAUUUCGCAGAUGUUGUUGACUACGUCAUCUACAUGACCUACGAUCUCCACGGGCAGUGGGACUAUGACAAUUCCUGGGCCAUAGACGGUUGCCCGGAUGGGAACUGUCUUCGGUCCCAUGUCAAUGUUACGGAGGCACGGAUGUCUAUGAGCAUGAUCCAAAAAGCGGGUAUGCCCGCCGAGAAGGUUGUCGUUGGUGUCGCCAGCUAUGGGCGGUCCUUCAAGAUGACCAAGGAAGGGUGCUCAGGCCCUAUGUGCACGUACACCGGUCCUAAGUCCGGUGCUCGUAAGGGCCGCUGUACGGACACAGCAGGAUACCUUAGCACGGCAGAAAUCAACGAGAUCAUUGAUACUAACCCAGACCGUACGAGCACCUUUGACAAGGCAUCAUAUUCGGAUAUCCUCGUUUAUAACAAGACCGAAUAUGUGGCGUACAUGAGCCAGGAUCGAAAAACGGAAUGGGAACUCAUGCUUCUGGGCCGUGGAUGGGGUGGAGUGAGUGACUGGGCCGUCGAUUUGAUGGAUAUGUACACACAGCCGUCUGAUGAGGAGAUCGAAGUGAAAUAUUGCGGCGACAGCUUCGAUACUCUGGUGGACCUAUCCAAGGCCGGUGACGAUGUUCCACACUACUGUGUCAAUAUCUAUGCGCUGGGUAUCAUGAGCAAAGACUUUAGGAAGGCAAUGUCAACGUACACUGAUCUCCUCGAUGAUGGUUACGAUGACAAGUUUGAUACGUACGAAAAGUAUGUCAACGAAACCAUGCGCGUGGAAGUUGAAGAUUACAUGAAACACCAUGCAGAAGACCGUUUCCAUUGUAUCGACACCAACGAUGAGAACAAGAAGACAGUGGCCUGCCCAACUACUUUACCCACUGAUCAUUUCAAGGGUCCAGACGAAAUCACCUAUGUUCUAGAUGACGAAAAGGGAUUUUACAAGGAUAUGAUGGACAAGUAUGGAAUUGAUGAAUCCUGGAUCAAGUUCGGUGACCUGUGGGUGUGGGUCGAGCCCGGCUGCCACCCUUCGGGUGGGGGUAAUAGUGUGAGGAACUGUGAACUAUACUGGCACGGCUGGCCAAAUCAAGACGACGAUCGGAUGAAGGUUCCAAACCCCAAAGAGACAAUUUCAGGGGCAAUGAAGAACCUCACGGAUUUUGGCAACCAACUCGACGAGUCGGCAUAUGACGCAAGUGCGUUCCUUUACACUGAAGAUAUCGCAGAUGCGAUCCAGGCAGCCGAGAUGCCCCUCUUCAUGACUGAGUCUGCUAUUGAGCAGAUGCAAAAAGUCAUGGACACGGCAGACAAGAUUACGGCGGAAUAUAAGAAGGAAAUGAUCAUCAACUUCGCAGCUGCUUUGGUGAUGUUGGUCCCUGCGGUGGGCGAAACCAUCGGGACUUUGGGACUGGCCACUAUCGGGCGGGUUGUGAUGCUGGCUGGAGAGGCUGGAAAUGCAGCAUUUGGUGUUUAUGGGAUUGUUGAGGACCCCAAAAGUGCUGUUUUCUCGAUCUUUGGUGCACUUAUUGGGGUCAGAGGAGAGAUGGGCUUUGCACGCGCUGCUGAGGCGAGACGCAGUAUGUCAGAAAAGGAAAAUUCUGCGCUUGGAAAGUAUGUCCAAGGGCGUAUGGACGGUGUAAAAUCAGUGCAGCAAAGAUCAUGCAAAGCCUAG
This is a messenger RNA of Penicillium robsamsonii, 3591 nucleotides long. Its product is annotated as putative class V chitinase. The record is from RefSeq and is a predicted model, not a curated record. The transcript has a single exon. Gene Ontology annotation, biological process: carbohydrate metabolic process. Gene Ontology annotation, molecular function: chitin binding; hydrolase activity, hydrolyzing O-glycosyl compounds. The coding region runs from base 1 to 3591 and encodes 1196 amino acids. Lineage: Eukaryota; Fungi; Ascomycota; Eurotiomycetes; Eurotiales; Aspergillaceae.